UGGAGAGUGAUCCAACACUGAACCAAUUAACUGAACACCGAACAAGCAAACAAGUCGACCAAGAUUAUUAGAUAUACACGCUUGGCAGGUUGAGGGUUUAUUACAAAAAAAAAACAGCGUCGGAAAUGGGUGAUGUACACGAUCUCGACCACAUCAAGCUUGACUUGGAUGACAAACCGUCCUCAUCAGUAGCUUCCAAGACUGCACAACAACAGUCAUCGACCGGGGCUAAUCGAUCGAUCCAAACGGCCAAGAUCAAUCACAAGUUGGAAUACUAUCUCGCUCUCAUCGGCUCCUCGAAGGGCGUCGCGCUGUUGAAAUUAAUUGAGGACCUUCUGGGCUCCAAUGGGAUCUACGUCUUCGGCGAAAUCUUGGAGACCAAACCUAUCCAGGAGUUGGCUGCACAUCCGACCGACGCAUCCUAUUACGAGCUGCUCGAAAUUUAUGCCUAUGGAACUUGGAAGGACUAUCGGGAGAGGCAAGAUCACUUACCCAAACUGAAUGAACCUCAAAUCGCCAAAUUAAAAUUACUUUCGAUUAUCGCUCGAGCUUCGCAUUCGAGAAUUAUUCCAUACAAUGAACUCAUGGAAGAGCUAGAAAUUGACGAAACACAAGCCUUGGAAGAGCUGAUUAUAGAUGGGAUAUAUAGCGGCCUACUGGGCGGACGUCUGGACCAGAAGUAUUCGAGAUUAGAGAUUGAAUCGAGCGUGGGGCGCGACGUGAGGCUACGGCGGCCACUGGAUGCAAAACCCAAGUCUACCUCUAUGACCACCGACGGGGACGUGGAUAUGGACACUAACGAUGGGCCGCUCGUCUUGCCGUCGAAUACCUUGGCUGAACUUCACUCUAAACUCGCCUCUUGGCGCGAAUCCUCUGGCCAACUCUUGGAACAAUUAGACGCCCGAAUCAAUCUCAUUCGUCAGAAAGAUCAAGCGAAGUUAGACCAACAAGUGACCCAAGCAGCGACGAUCGAAACCCUCUCACAUGCGGUUUAUACCUCCUUAUUAUCAUCCUCUUCUUCGUCGGUCCAUCACACUAGUAGCAGCUUUAAGAGUCAUUCCGGCGGGGGCGGGGGGUCUGGCCGAAAAGGGAAAGAGAAAGACACCAUCGAUCCGUUCUCGAGCGACCAUCAGAUGGAAAUCGAUGAACAUGAUACCGUGUCGACCAGUAAGACCCGGAAACGAACUAGACCUUAGAUUUUUCUCGUAGUUGAUACCAAUCUUAACAGAAAAAAAAACAAAAUGUAUUUUGGUUGAUUCUGAAUAAAAACAUACUCAUCUCCUAUUUAUGUUGAUUCAAUCAAUCAAGAUAACAAAAAGAAAAAGAAAUCAAGUGUGAUGAAGAACAGACAUAUAUUUGAGCUUAUUAAGAAGAACCAAAGAAAAGUCCAGUUUGUACCGUUUUUUUAUAUCUAAAUCUCUGUUUUUUUUAACUUAUCGUAUACAUCUUUAUAUAGAGAUUUGAGAGACAAGGUUGUUUUUCUAUUCGAUUGUUUUGGUAAUGGAAAAUUUGAUAAGAAACUAUUAUCUUCCAACUCUCAUCAUGUACACUUCCUCUCUUGCUUUCGUAUAUCCCUUCCUUCCCCCCCCCUUUUUUUUUUUUCUUUAACUCGUUUGUUAUCUUAUUGUUACGUUGUGCUUUUUUGCUCACUUAUUUUCCAUCUGCUUUGCCCUUUUUUUUCUUCUUUCUGUGAAAAAAAAGGAAUUACAUGAGCUAAACUAACAUUGAAAAG
Molecule: messenger RNA, 1732 nt
Organism: Puccinia graminis f. sp. tritici CRL 75-36-700-3
Lineage: Eukaryota; Fungi; Basidiomycota; Pucciniomycetes; Pucciniales; Pucciniaceae
Exons: 7
Coding region: 126-1196 (356 amino acids)
Cellular component (GO): COP9 signalosome
Source: RefSeq, a predicted model, not a curated record